Molecule: messenger RNA, 5058 nt
Organism: Polypterus senegalus (gray bichir)
Lineage: Eukaryota; Metazoa; Chordata; Cladistia; Polypteriformes; Polypteridae
Product: zinc finger protein 721-like
Exons: 10
Coding region: 138-4430 (1430 amino acids)
Biological process (GO): negative regulation of transcription by RNA polymerase II
Molecular function (GO): DNA-binding transcription repressor activity, RNA polymerase II-specific
Source: RefSeq, a predicted model, not a curated record
UGAAACAAGCCUCGAAGCGGCGCUUCGAAAGCUCACACAGUGUCGAAACCUAUCGAGUGGCCCAUCACUAGUAGAGACACACGGGGAGGGACGAGGCAAGAGAAAAAGAAAAAGCUUCUGUUUACUGUAACUUCUCAAUGGAUGUGAAACAGGAGACCUGUGAUGUGGACACGAAUAUGAUGGAGAUAACUGUAAAUAUUAAGGAGGAGAACUGUGAGUGGGAGUCCAUUUACCUUAAACAGGAAAACCUGAGCGUUAAAGAGGAGGACGGUGAACAGCGGCCAGUGAACAUUAAAGCAAAAGACGAAGAGUAUUCUGUUAGUAUUGAGACACAUAACCAUACAGAUUUGAAGAGUGUAAAAGAGGAGGACUUUCAAGACGAGUGUCAAGAUGGAGUGAUGACAGGGUUAGACUCUUCUCACCGUUCAUCUCCAGAGCCUUCUAUCAAUGUGAAGUCUGAACCAUUCCAGUCUGAUACAACAAGGACUGAGGAAACUACAUCUGCUGGAACUCAGGAAAAUCAGCCACCACCUACAAAGAAGUCUGGGAAAAGAAACAAAGAUCACUGCAGAUUGGAAGGUGGCAAAGAAUUCUCUGGCAGGAGUGAUCUUCAGAAACGUGUCGUAAAGAAACCACAUUGCUGUAAUGAUUGUGGUAAACGGUUUUCAAAAUUGUGCCGUCUAAAGAGCCACACCAGAGUGCACACCAAAGAGAAAUCGUAUUGCUGUAAUGAUUGUGGUAAACAGUUUUCAAAAUUGGGCCUUCUAAAGAGCCACACAAGAGUUCACACCGGAGAGACGCCAUAUCCCUGUAAUACAUGUGGUAGACAGUUUGCACAAAUAAGUGGUCUAAAGAGCCACGCUAGAGUUCACAGCAAAGAGACACCGUAUCACUGUAAUGAAUGUGGUAAACAGUUUUCACAAACGAGUAGUCUAAAGAGCCACACUAGAGUUCACACCAAAGAGAAACCAUAUUGCUGUCGUGAAUGUGGUAAACGGUUUGCACAAGCAGGUGGUCUUCAGAAACACACUAGAAUUCACAUGGGAGAGAAGCCGUAUUCCUGUAAUGAAUGUGGCAGGCAGUUCUCUGAAAGGAGCAAUUUUCAGACCCACACCAGAAUUCACACUGGAGAGAGGCCACAUUGUUGUUUGGAAUGUGGCAAAACAUUCAGUCACAAGAGUACUCUUCAGAGCCACACAAGAGUUCACACUGGAGAGAAGCCAUAUCACUGUAAUACAUGUGGUAAACAGUUUUCACAAAUGAGCAAUCUUAGGAAACACACUAGAGUUCACACCAAAAUGAAAACAAUAGCUGUGCAAAAAUCACCCCAGAAGAAGAACCACACUUCAGGAAUCAAGAGUGAGGUUCCUGAGAACCAAGUUGGACAGGAACUGACUAUUCUCGUCAAUAUCUGCGUUGUUUACUACCGGAAUGGAAGUGAAGAUUUUGGUAAAGAAGUGUGCGCGCUACUUCCGCAAAUGCUAAUUGAUUGCAGCUUAAUUUCAUGUGUGCAGACGUCCGAGAAACAAAUCCUCGCAAGGAAAAGAGAGAAAGAGACAUCUGCAGUUUACAGUAACGUCCAGAUGGAUGUGAGCACAGAUACCACAGAGAUAAGGACCAUAACUGUUAAGGAGGAAGACUGUGAAUGGGAGAGUGUCCACCCUAAACAGGAGAGUCUGGACAUUAAAGAUGAGGAAUGUAGACUUGGAUCAAUGGGAAUUAAAGAGGAGACUGAAGAGAAGUGUGUCACCAUUGAGCCACACAAAAAUAAAACUGUGGAGAGUGUCAAGGAAGAAGAACCUCGUUAUGGGUAUCAAGAUGGACCGAUGACUGUGCUAGUGUCUUCACCAAUGAGACACUGUUCAUCUGUCAAUGUGAAGUCUGAAUCGUUACAGUCUGUCACAAAGGGAAUUGAAGAAAAUACAUAUGUUGGAAGUCAAGACGAUCGGCCACCAGCUAUAAAUCAGUCUGGUACAAGAGAUAAACCUCACUGCUGUUCUGAAUGUGGCAAACUAUUUUGUCACAAGCGCUCUCUUCAGAGCCACAAAAGAAUUCACACAGGAGAGAAGCCCUAUUGCUGCUUGGAAUGUGGCAAACAAUUCCGUGAGAGUACCCAACUUAAGCGCCACAAAAGAGUUCACACUGGAGAGAAACCAUACUGCUGUAAUGAUUGUGGCAAACGGUUUCGUUGCAAGAGUCACCUUCAGUGCCACAAAAGAGUUCACACAGGAGAAAAGCCUUAUUGCUGUUUGGAAUGUGGUGCACGAUUCUCAUGUAAUACCAGUCUUCUGAGCCACAAAAGAAUUCACACUGGAAAAAAGCCAUAUUGCUGCUUGGAAUGUGGCAAACAAUUCUGUAAUAUGGGUACUCUGCAGAAACACACAAGAUUUCACACUGGAGAGAAACUGUUGAGCUGUUUAGAAUGUGGCCGGCAAUUCUAUGACGAGAGAAGUCUUCAGAGUCACAAAAGGAUUCACACUGGGGAGAAACCAUAUUGCUGCUUGGAAUGUGGGAAACAAUUCCGUGGUAGUACCCAACUUCAGCGCCACAAAAGAGUUCACACUGGAGAGAAACCAUAUUGCUGUAAUGAAUGUGGCAAACGGUUUCGUUGCAAGAGUCAUCUUCAGUACCACAAAAGAAUUCACACAGGAGAAAAGCCUUAUUGCUGUUUGGAAUGUGGUGCACGAUUCUCAUGUAGCACCAGUCUUUUGAGCCACAAAAGAAUUCACACUGGAGAAAAGCCAUAUCGCUGCAUGGAAUGUGGCAAACAAUUCUGUAACAUCAGUACUCUGCAGAAGCACACAAGAUUUCAUACUGGAGAGAAACUGUUUAGUUGUUUACAGUGUAGCCGGCAAUUCUAUGAUGAGAGAAGUCUUCAGAGUCACACAAGUAUUCACACCGGAGAGAAGCCGUAUUGCUGUUCUGAAUGUGGAAAACGAUUCUAUGACAAGAAACGUCUUCAGAGUCACAAAAAAAUUCACACUGAAGAGAAGAUGUUUUGGUGUUCUGAAUGUGACAAACAAUUCUCAAAUAUUAGCAGUCUUAAGACCCACACUACAAUUCAUACCGGAGAGAAACCAUACUGUUGUUUGGAAUGUGGAAAAACAUUCCGUACCAAGGGUAAUCUUCAGGGCCACACUAGAGUUCAUACCGGAGAAAGGCCAUUUUGCUGUUUGGAAUGUGGCAAAAAAUUUCGUAGCCAGAGUAAUCUUCUGAGCCACACUAAAGUUCACACAGGAGAUAAAGAAGCCCUGAGGAGUAUGUUAGAAAAGGGAAGAAGUAGAAGGAAGAAAGGAGAAACAAGGGUGAAAGAAGCCAAAAACCACGCUGUGGAGUACUUGGACGCGUGUGAUGGAGCAUUGUCCUGCAUGAAAAUCAUGUUUUUCUUGAAGGAUGCAGACUUCUUCCUGUACCACUGCUUGAAGAAGAUGGAUGUGAAAAAAGAGGAAUGUGAGGCUGACAUGAAUAGCAUGGAGAAACGGACCCCACAUGUAAAGGAGGAGGACUGUGAAAGGGAGUGUGUCCAACCUAAACAGGCAAGUCUGGGCAUUAAGGUUGUGGAAUGUGAACUGGGGUCAGUGGGCAUUAAAGAAGAGGCUGAAGAGAAGUCCGUCAGCAUCGAGGUACACAAAUAUAAAACGACUGAGAGCGUCAAAGAAGAUGAACAAGAUGGAGCAGUGACAGAGUUAGCUUCUUCUCAAAGCAGACACUGUCCAUCACCACAGUCUUCUAGCAAUGCGGAGUCUGAAUCAUUACAGUUUGAAGUAAAGAGGGCUGAAGAAGUUUCAUCUGUUAAAACUUGGGAAGAUCAGCCAUCAGCUUCAGUGAAGUCCAGAAAAGGUGACAAACAUCAGUGCUGUUCUGAGUGUGGCAAACAAUUUACAUCCAGAGGAUAUCUUCGCAUACACAAAAGAAUUCACACAGGAGAGAAGCCUUAUUACUGUUCUCAAUGUGGCAAGCAGUUUUUGCAAAAGACCAAUCUUCAGAGCCACCAAAGAAUUCAUACAGGGGAAAAGCCUUAUUGCUGUUCUGCAUGUGGCAAACGUUUUCUGCGAAAGAGCAAUCUUCAGAGCCACCAAAGAAUUCACACAGUAGAAAAGCCUCAUUGCUGUUCUGAAUGUGGCGUGCAGUUUUUGCGACAGAGCCAUCUUCAGAGCCACCAAAGUAUUCACACAGGCGAAAAGCCUUAUUGCUGUUCUGAAUGUGGCAAGCACUUUUUAAAAAGGAGUUUACUUCACAGACACCAAGGAAUUCACACGGGAGAGAAGCCUUAUUGCUGUUCUGAAUGUGGCAAGCAGUUUUUGUACAAAAACAGUCUUCAGAUCCACCAAAGAAUUCACACAGGAGAGAAGCCUUAUCGUUGUUCUGAAUGCGGCAAGUGCUUUUCGCGAGUGAGCAAUCUUUCGACCCACCGAAAAAUUCAUACUUGAGGAAAGCCAUUUUGCUUUUCUGGAUGUGGCAAGUGCUUAUCACAAAGGAGUCCACUUCAGAGCCACAAAUUAAUGGACAAGUGGCCUCACCACAGUGGAACAGGCCAGACCCCACGAUCAUACCGUGAGUAAGAAAAUAUAGGGACUUGACACUCAAGUGUUAAAGAGGAGACCAUGUGAUGCUAGUUUUACAGAACUGGCCAUGAGUUUUCAGCUGAAAUGUAUCCUGGGACAGCUUGUGCAAAACCUCAGUGUAGAAAGUCCUUUGCCAGAUUAAAUGGCGACCUCUAAAUGCAGAACAUUAGAAACCACUCAUUGAACUUCUUCUUACAUACUUCCAGGUGAAAGUUCAUGCUUCAUUAUUUUUCCAUUCCCUUGUUUGCAUACUGCACGUUGUGAGAUCAGAUUUUCCUUUUCCCAUAUCACCUGAGCCAUUAAUGCUGUGCAUUCUUGCAGAAAAUUAAGUUUAUUCUAGAUAAAUUAAUUUAAAGUGGUUCCAAUGUUUGUUAAACUUAAGAUGCACAGAAUAGUUAAAAUGUGUACUUGUUUGUAACAUUGUGACUUAGCGUAUGUAUUUAACUUUGUUUACAGACCACAGCAACAGGAAUUAAAGUCCUUUCUGAGUUCA